Lampris incognitus (smalleye Pacific opah) is the source of this 1013-nucleotide messenger RNA. RefSeq names its product voltage-dependent anion-selective channel protein 2. Gene Ontology annotation, cellular component: mitochondrial outer membrane. The transcript is spliced from 9 exons. The coding region runs from base 113 to 964 and encodes 283 amino acids. Gene Ontology annotation, molecular function: voltage-gated monoatomic anion channel activity. Gene Ontology annotation, biological process: monoatomic anion transmembrane transport. The record is from RefSeq and is a predicted model, not a curated record. NCBI's taxonomy places the organism in Eukaryota, Metazoa, Chordata, Actinopteri, Lampriformes, Lampridae.
GGUCAGCGAGGUGUUGCUAGCUGUCUCCUUCACGUCGCCCUACAGCGCAAGUCCAGUUUUGCCUUUCGUCAAACUGCUCGGAGAACUUUAACUACCCCUGCCCCCCGGAAUAAUGGCAGUCCCUCCAACAUAUGCUGACCUAGGAAAAUCUGCAAAGGACAUCUUCAACAAAGGAUAUGGGUUUGGACUGGUUAAACUAGAUGUAAAGACCAAGUCUGACAGUGGAGUGGAAUUCAAAACUUCCGGUUCAUCCAAUACGGACACCAGCAAGGUAAAUGGAAGCUUGGAAACCAAGUACAAGUGGGAUGAAUAUGGACUGACCUUUACAGAAAAGUGGACAACAGACAACACUCUUGGAACAGAAAUUUGUGUUCAGGAUCAGAUCACCAAAGGGCUGAAACUUACAUUUGAUACUACAUUUUCGCCAAACACUGGCAAGAAGAGUGGCAAAGUUAAGUCUGCCUAUAAACGAGAAUACCUCAACCUUGGUGUGGAUGUAGACUUUGAUUUUGCGGGCCCCGCAAUCCAUGGUGCAGCGGUAGUGGGCUAUGAGGGAUGGCUUGCUGGCUACCAGAUGACCUUUGACACUGCCAAAUCAAAGAUGACCCAGAGCAAUUUUGCAGUUGGCUACAAAACCGGGGACUUCCAGCUGCACACUAAUGUUAAUGAUGGUUCAGAGUUUGGUGGGUCCAUCUACCAGAAGGUGAAUGACGAGCUGGAGACCGCUGUGAACCUGGCCUGGACAGCAGGCAGCAACAGCACUCGCUUUGGCAUUGCUGCAAAAUACCAGCUGGACCCCAGUGCAUCCAUAUCGGCUAAGGUGAAUAAUUCCAGUUUGGUAGGAAUUGGCUACACCCAGACUCUGCGGCCUGGUAUGAAACUAACCCUAUCUGCAUUGGUGGAUGGAAAAAGCAUCAAUGCCGGUGGUCACAAACUAGGUCUGGGACUGGAGCUGGAGGCAUGAUUAUCUUCUCAGCCAUCUCAUAUCUGCUGGAUUAUCAACAGCAUCUGGC